Molecule: messenger RNA, 590 nt
Organism: Trypanosoma cruzi
Lineage: Eukaryota; Euglenozoa; Kinetoplastea; Trypanosomatida; Trypanosomatidae
Product: D-alanyl-glycyl endopeptidase-like protein, putative
Exons: 1
Cellular component (GO): cytoplasm
Molecular function (GO): ligase activity
Source: RefSeq, a predicted model, not a curated record
GCUUCUUCGGCGAAUCCGCUUGUGUUUCACCUUAUGGCGCCAUACUUGGCGUGGCAGGCGAUGUGUUUGCGUACAGUAACUGCAUCAGAAAUUACGAUAGUAAAAGCAGGAAUAACGUUUCAAGUCAAAACAAAGAAAGCGGAUUGGAGUGGGAUUGCAUGGAGUUUGCAAGGCGGUAUUGGAUGCUUCGUGGAACUCCCGUGCGUGCAACGUUUGACUCAGUGGUCGGAGCUGCCGACAUUUGGGCACUGAACUCCGUGCGGCUUCUUGACGGAUCUAAAACGCCGCUGCUUAAAUACCCCAACGGCCUCCCACGCCGUGAUGGCGGCUCCGCUCCACGUGCCGGCGACCUGCUGAUAUACCCGCGUCAGCGGAAUGAUUUUCCGUUUGGGCACGUCGCCGUCGUUGUCGGUGUGACGAAGAACUCUGUUCUCGUUGCAGAGCAGAACUGGGACAACAAGAUGUGGCCCGGACCGUAUCACAACCACUCCCGCGAAAUCCGCAUGCUGUACAGCCCCAUCCAUGACGCCUACAACAUUACGGAGGAGGAAAACAUCAUCAUUGACGGGUGGAUGAGGUACGCCACGUAG